This is a messenger RNA of Austrofundulus limnaeus, 4542 nucleotides long. RefSeq names its product ALG9 alpha-1,2-mannosyltransferase (gene alg9). The record is from RefSeq and is a predicted model, not a curated record. Gene Ontology annotation, molecular function: alpha-1,2-mannosyltransferase activity; rRNA (uridine-N3-)-methyltransferase activity. Gene Ontology annotation, biological process: protein N-linked glycosylation; rRNA base methylation. NCBI's taxonomy places the organism in Eukaryota, Metazoa, Chordata, Actinopteri, Cyprinodontiformes, Rivulidae. The coding region runs from base 281 to 4051 and encodes 1256 amino acids. Gene Ontology annotation, cellular component: endoplasmic reticulum membrane. The transcript is spliced from 21 exons.
UGACUCACAACGCGCAGAGCUGGGAGAGAAGGGAAGAAGGUCGUCUGUUUCGCUACAAUAAAUUAAAGCAUUAUCUUAAAUAAUUUAUUACUUUAGUUAAUUACUUUUUAAAACAAAACUCUGCAUGUUUUAAGUAAAAUAUGCUACRACUGUGAACCUUUCGGGCUGUUAAGAGAACGGACGGAGUGACUUAAUCAUUGCAUAAAAGCUUCCGAGGGGUAACUUUUCCCCCAGAUAAUUUGGAUUUUUACGCUUUCUSUUAUUUUUGUUUAACUCGGACAUGUGUCCUUCACGGUCCAUAUUGCUGGUGGGAGAGGGGAACUUCUCGUUUUCCUCCUCGGUGUGUAAGUUGGAAUCAGGGAGCAGCAUCACGGCCACUUGUCCGCAACGUCAGGAGGAGGCACUGCGGCACGAAGGAGCAGCCUCCAACAUCCAGACCAUCAAGGACUCAGGAGGAGCUGUGCUGUUUGAGGUGGACUGCACAAAGCUGGAGGAGGUGUCUUCAUUGCAGGGUCGAGUGUUUGACCGGGUGGUUUUUAACUUCCCCCACUGCGGGAGGAAGAGCGGGGUGAAAAAGAACAGAGAGCUCCUCAGAAACUUCUUCCUCAGUUGCGUAAAGGUCCUGGCUGAAGACGGAGAGGUCCACGUCUCCCUUUGUAAUGGACAGGGAGGAACACCGGCGGACCAGCCGAGGCGUGAGUGGCACAACAGCUGGCAGGUGGUCGCCAUGGCAGCUGAAGCUCAUCUAAUCCUCAGCGCCGUCCGUCCUUUUGAAAGCGAGAACUAUCAAAGCUACAAGUGCACCGGAUACAGGAGCCAGGAUAAGGGCUUUCACGUGGAGAAAGCUUUGCUCCAUGUGUUUGCUCGCAGCGCCCCCUACACUUCUGUUUCCAUACUUCACAUGGAGGAGGUUAUAGAAGGGGAGAAGGUCCAGUACUACAUACCAGCCGAGCUCAGCGAUCAUGUGUUCAGGAGGUUCCUCUGCUCAGAUUCUGUCCAUCCCGUUAAGUUGGUACAAGAUUUCCUUCUCACGGGACUGGCGGAUGACUAUUCAGUCUCCAUGAGGACAGAGUCCGUUCCCUACCUCAUUGCAGCCAAAACGCUCCAACUGUGCUGCCACGGCGUUGAUAACUCACAGUGCUACUGGAUCCACCUGCUUCAGAGAGACCUCACCUCUCACUCUGAAGAACAAGAUCCAGGAUGCUCAAAAAGCGCGGACACAAGGGAUGCUUCAGGUAAAGAGACCAGAUUAAGGAGUAAAGGAGCUGAGAGUUUACGACCUGCGUUCUCUCCUGAUGUGAAUCCUGAAGUAGAAAGUGGUCUUUACUUACUGCGUCCAUCGCUGCUCCCUCAGUUGGAGGAGUUUCUAACUAAAAAGGAAGAGAUAACUAACAAUAAACGGCCUCAUGGGGUAAAUGAGAAGGAUGGGGCCCAUGAGGGUUGUAAUGGUACUGGCAGCUUGUUCUGUGGCAUUAGUGGAGUGGUUUUCAGGAGUGCUCCCAUCAGCUUGUGGGCUCUGCCUGCCUUUCAUGAACUUCUCCUCAGAGGUGUUUUUCCUUCAGGAAGUGACACAAUGAAAUUGCUGGGACAUAAGCUUGAAAAACUGCUCUCUCCAUACGGCGUCGCCGUAGUGAAAGAGAAGGGAGGCCUGCAUCUAAUGGCACAGCCGAUGGGUUUGGUGGGUAAAGUGUUUUCAAGCAGCGCAGCCGACACCAUCACCGUGUCUCUAAACCUGGACCUGCUCGCCGUUCUGUUGUUUUCGCUCCCCGACUGGCGGUUGCUCUGGUCCCACGACUCGCGUUUCACAAAACAGUUUUCCCGCCUCCCGCUACCCGGGACACCCAUCCGCCCCUUGUCGCUCUUCCCCGAGCCCCUCAGCUUCGACGUCAGCUUCUGGACGGGCCCGACGUGGGAGGAGAAGCUGUUCCACGCCGCGGUCCGGGAGGCCAGCCUCGGCACCGUGGAGCAGGUUAAACUCAUCGACACGUUCUCGCACCCGGACCUGAGCCAGACCAGCUUCUGCUACAGACUCACCUACCGCUCGCACACACACGCCAUGUCACACACACAAGCGCUGAAACUCCACAAACAGCUGGAGCUUUUACUCUCCUCUCGGCUGCAGGCCACCAUCAGGUAUGAAAAAAAAUUAGCCGAAAAUGACCGAACGAACGAAGCGCGACUCGGCUCCCGGCAGCAAUAUUUAGUAAACAUGGCGGCCAAGGCGCUUCGGCAGCGAACCAGGCGAGGCAGCAGACAAGAUGCGAACAACGUGAACACCCCCGCCGAAGCCCGUCCAGCUAAAGAGGAGAAAGUCAGUGAGGACAGUAAAACCACAGAUACUCGACAAGAGUCAAUAAGUCGUGGAGGGCAGGUGUGGGCUCCAGAGGGUUCAACAGCAUUUAAAUGCCUUCUCUCUGCGCGAUUCUGUGCAGCUUUGCUCAGCAACAUCUCAGACUGCGACGAGACGUUUAACUACUGGGAGCCUAUGCACUUUCUUUUGUAUGGCACAGGAAUGCAAACGUGGGAGUAUUCUCCAUUGUACGCCAUCAGAUCCUACGCUUAUUUAUGGUUACACGCUCUGCCUGCUUGUCUCCAUGCCCAUGUUCUGCAGACGAACAAGGUGUUGGUGUUCUACUUUGUACGAUGCGUCUUGGCGUUCUGUUGCUGUGUCUGUGAACUCUAUUUCUACAAGGCAGUUUGUAAGAAGUUUGGUUUGCACGUGGGCCGUCUGAUGCUGGCGUUCCUCGUCUUGAGCACGGGAAUGUUCUGCUCAUCUGCAGCUUUUCUGCCUUCAUCUUUCUGUAUGUACACAACACUGGUUGCCAUGACGGGAUGGUUUCAGGACUCAACACCGUUAGCCGUUAUGGGCGUAGCUGCAGGUGCAAUCGUCGGGUGGCCGUUUUCUGUCCUUACUGGGAUUCCGAUUGCGUUCGACCUGCUGGUGAUAAAGAAGGAGUGGAAGAGUUUCAUGAUCUGGUCAGCYGCCUCUCUUCUGCUGCUGCUGGUCCCCCUGGUGGCAGUAGACUCGUUCUUUUAUGGAAAACCAGUGAUCACUCCACUCAAUAUUCUCCUCUACAACGUCUUUACACCACAUGGACCUGAUUUGUAUGGUACGGAGCCGUGGCACUUUUAUUUUGUUAACGGAGUCCUGAACUUCAACCUGGUGUUUGUGCUGGCGCUCUUCUCCCUGCCCCUCACUGCUCUCAUGGAGACACUGUUACACAGGUUUAACGUGCAGAACCUUGGCCGUCCGUACUGGCUGACUCUGUCUCCCAUGUACCUGUGGAUGUUGGUUUUCUUCACUCGACCUCACAAAGAAGAACGUUUCCUCUUUCCCAUCUACCCACUCAUCUGCCUCAGCGGGGCCGUGGCGCUCUCCUCUCUGCAGAAAUGCUACCACUUCCUGUUCCAGCGUUACCGGCUGGAGCACUACACCAUCUCGUCCAACUGGUUGGCUUUGAGCGCCGUUGCGGUCUUUGCGGUGUUGUCUCUGUCUCGCUCCGUCGCCCUCUUCAGAGGCUACCACGCUCCUCUAGACRUGUACCCAGAGUUUCACCGCAUCGCCAAAGAUCCCGCUCUGCACUCAGUCCCUGACGGCAGACCGGUCAGCGUGUGUGUCGGCAAAGAGUGGUACCGCUUCCCGAGCAGCUUCCUCCUGCCACACAAUUGGCAGCUGCAGUUCAUUCAGUCGGAGUUUAAGGGCCAGCUUCCUCAGCCGUUUGCCUCAGGACCUCUGGCCACACAGAUCAUCCCGGCUCAUAUGAACGACCAGAACCUGGAGGAGCCAACCAGAUAUGUAGAUGUAAAACAUUGCCACUACCUGGUGGACCUCGAGACGGACGAGGAGACGCCACUUGAGCCGCGCUACUCAGCUAACAAAGAGGACUGGAGCGUCAUCGCCUUUAAGCCUUUCCUUCAAACAUCAAGAUCCUCUCCUCUCUUCAGAGCYUUCUACGUCCCGUUUUUAUCAGACCAUCACACCACCUACAGGCGGUACGUAAUCUUAAAACCGAGGAGGCAAAAGCUGCCUCGUAAGCGGACCCACGGCUGAUGUUUGAACUCCAACCUUCUCCUCCCUUGCCAACAAAAAAAAAAUAAUAAUAAUCUGAAUCCUUAACAAAAGGAGUGGAUCACAUUAAACUGCUGGUAUUUGUGUGUCAGCCUGCAUGUGAAGAAAUCUCUAAAGGACGAUAUGUCUGCUUCUGGGGGCUGUGUUCAUGAGAAGAGAAAAUGUGUGAUUGGUAUUCAUCAGCUGGGUGUUUUUAUUUCUUUGUUAGUUUCUUUUUUUUACUUUUUGUGUAAAUGAUGUCUUAAAAAGGCCCACUACAGGAGUUUACUCUAAUUUAACCUUUAAAAGGCAGACACUCACAAAUCCAAGUGUUUUCUUUUUAUGUCGUACUUUAAAUCUAGGCCUAAAUGGAGGAAUUCCUUUAAUUUGAUCAAAGGGGUCCUGUAAGGUCCAGGCAUGAAUGAGGGGUGAAUGAGAAAGAAAGUGACUAAUUUAACUUGAAAUGUGAAUAAAAACAUGAUUGACUGCCAUAA